AUGCCAACUCUUCCAACAGCAUUUGCCGAGACCACACGUAGAUCACUCACAUCAGCUGAUCUCCGUAAGAGAGUUCUCAAGCUGUACAGGGAUUACCUGCGUGAAGCGCCAUCUUUCAUUGAGUUGUAUGAGCUUGACAUGCCAGUGGCCAGUGUUAGAACAAAGAUCAGACAAGAGUUCGAGCGUUAUAGAUUUGAGAAGGAUUUGUCCAUCAACAACAUAGUCUAUGCCAAAGGUCGUAUGGAGUUCCAGGAACUGGUUAACUUCUGGAAACAGCAGCCACAUGUUUACAAGUACUUUGAACAAGAAGGUGAGACCAACUAUGUUCCUCAAGUUGGCGAAGGCGCCUUCAUGAAGAAGUUCCUCAAGGGAUUCUGAAUCUACACUUAUUUAUUCCUGAUGUAUUUAUUUAUAUAUUUCAAAAACACUAUUUAUUCUACCUGAAAUCUACAAAGAUAAACCAUUCAAAACGAUGCAAUCCAAUACUGAUCAACCUAUGUAUAUUAAUAUAAACUCUAUGCCAUCUCCUCAAUGUCUAGAAAAGACCUUCAAUCUCACCAUCUUCGCUCACCUCAACAUUCAUAUAGCCUGCAUGUGUUGGCAAACCUG
Molecule: messenger RNA, 609 nt
Organism: Williopsis jadinii
Lineage: Eukaryota; Fungi; Ascomycota; Saccharomycetes; Phaffomycetales; Wickerhamomycetaceae
Product: NADH dehydrogenase [ubiquinone] 1 alpha subcomplex subunit 6
Exons: 1
Coding region: 1-378 (125 amino acids)
Biological process (GO): response to oxidative stress
Source: RefSeq, a predicted model, not a curated record